UUUACGUUACAUGUUGCAACUAUGAUUUGUUGUACGUAAAUUGAACGAUACUUUGUAGUAUCUGAAUGAUUUAUAGCAUGUAUUAUUUUACGGCUUAAGGAAUUCCGAGCAUGUUUGUUCGGAAAACGUGCUAUAUAUGAUUAACGUUGUAAACAGAGAUGUUGGUUUAGUUCUGGUAAUGAAAGGUAUAUGUAAUUUCCUUGUUUUGUAUCAUCUUUUUAUGGUGGAAUGGUCAGUCUUAACAGAGAUUUAAAUACGUCAGGCAGUGGAGCUGUAUUUUUUGAUUCGCCUUAUAACAUGGAAGAAGAAGACCCUCAUCUACACAUAUUAACUUCAGAAGAAGUAUAUUUUAAAAAAUUGGAUACUAUACCAAUUGUGUCUGUUUCCCUUAUAUUUAGUGUGUCUCUAGAAAUUAUUGGGAUUAUAUUUAUAUCUGUGUGGCCUGAAGAAAAAAAUAAAUGUGAUACAUAUUUUAUAUACUUGUAUCUUCACUGUGCAUACUGGCUGAUAAUUAUGUUGACAGAUCAUUUUGUAAAAGCAAAGCAUCACAAACUCCGUAUUUAUGGGUAUCUUGAUUUUUACCGAUCGACAUAUCAGCAGAUAAGGACACCUCUUUUCAUAGCGUCAUUAUGGAUAACGUGUUAUCUAUUAUUGGCUGUGAUUUUGCAUCACACGCAUAAAGUUAAUUAUGAACAAUACUGUCAUGCUUCAGAAUGGUUCACUCCUCUAAAUUACAUAGUGUUGUUGACCACAGUAGAACUUACAAUUAUUAUAUCAGUUUAUAUACAUUACAUUAGAAAAGUUUUGCGAUUCAAUCGAUUACGUCCUCCAGCUGAUGUUGCUAGAGAAGAAUGGACAUCUUCUUUUACUCAAGAUACAUAUGCAGGUAGCAGUGAAGUAGGUUGCUAUCAUAGGAGAUCUAAUUUGGAAGAAUUGCUUGAAAUGCAGGCUGAUUUAAUAAGAUAUUUAAGAGAUCGUAAUGAUAAAUUCGGUCAUGCAAUAAUGUUGUUCGCAGCUCAACGUAGUUUACCUGAAACAUAGGGUUGUGCCCUAUAUAAAGUACAAACUUAAGGUAAAGCUUUCUCAUUUUUAUUUGUGGACUAUAGUUGAAAGAAACAUCUUUAUAUUUUAUGGAAUUCAACUUGUUUUUAUUGUUGAUAUCUCUUUGUUGGUUCUUUCAUUAUAUAUACAAUAUAUAAAGAAUACACUAAUUUUUAAUAGUAAUCAUAACCUGUUACAUUUUUACUUGUAUCUAAGGUGUGUAAUACAUAUUAAUAUUUAGAAGUUCUCAUACACAAAUUACUUUUGCAUUAAUUUACAUUAGUUUGAAUUGAAGUUAUAUUUUAUCAAUAUUGUUACGAUUAAAAGAGAUAUCAUAUAACAAGAAAUCAAAAAUAAUUUCUGUGAUAAAAAAUGUAUAUCUCCAAUUCAAUAAAGUAUAUUUUUUUUUCAA
Bombus huntii is the source of this 1453-nucleotide messenger RNA. Its product is annotated as transmembrane protein 192. The record is from RefSeq and is a predicted model, not a curated record. The transcript has 4 exons. The coding region runs from base 229 to 1041 and encodes 270 amino acids. Gene Ontology annotation, cellular component: lysosomal membrane; late endosome. Lineage: Eukaryota; Metazoa; Arthropoda; Insecta; Hymenoptera; Apidae.